AUGGGGGAACCUCAAAUCACAAACACAAGUGACCCCUCGAUCUCAUUCCCCAUCUCAUUGGACCAUCAGUACAAUGAGAAGACGGCACAACCGAGUAUCGGCAAAGGGUCCUUGUGGUGUAUAGACCCAGAAUACAGGCAGAACCUGAUCCAAGCCUUGAAAAAGACUCCCUACCAUCCCUACUCCCACGUCUUCAACACCCCCCCAACCUCUCCUCAGGCAUAUCAAAGCACAUCGGUCCCUCCCCUCUGGCCAGGAAGCGGUCUCUUCAAGAAGAAUGGUGCGCUGCUCCAGGGUUCGGACAUUGCCGCCGCCGCCAGCGCCAUGAUGCUCUUGAAUUCUCCCCAUGAUUUACACGCAGGUUCACACCAUCCGUGUCACUGCAGCGCUGUGGUGGUUCUGAUUGUGGCGCGGCUCCACUCGGUUAUAAUCUGGAUGGCGGAUUCCGUGUGUGUGUCAGUGACGGGAAAGGAGCUGCUGGUAAAUUAUUCAGGAACAGCUGUCACCGCACCGGGAAUCCCAGGAAAGAACUUCAAUAUUUUGAUCAGCCGAUCACGUUCAGGGAAAACACGGCAGCAGACUGAUUCACGGCGGCGGUGGCGGUUUGUGCUGCAGCUUGCCGUGCGUCGGGAUUUUGUACUGAGCCGCAUUCCACGUAGCUCCGGGAACGGGAUCAUCAACUGCCGAAUGCGGACGGAGAGCGAACCGUCUUGCGGCUCCCCGUUAGUCAGCAGCGACCCCAAGGAGGACCACAACUACAGCAGUGCCAAGUCCGCCAGCAAGCGGAGCUCGUCGUCCGCCAGCGACUCCGUGUCCUCUUCCUCCGCCGACGACCACUUCGAGUUCACGGCCAAGGUCUGCCGCGACGGCAGCGACGUCAGCCUGCAGAGCCACGAGAGCCACAGCGAGACGGAGGAGGACGACAAGAAACAGGCCAAGAAGGAAGCCAGGGAAACGUUAUCCGACAGCGGCUACUCCUCGCAACACAAGAAAAAGCAGCACUUGCUGAAAGUGCGGCGUAUCCCCAGCGACGCCCUGCCGCUGAAAAAGAGACGCACGGAAAAGCCGCCGGAAAGCGACGACGAGGAGAUGAAAGAGGCGGCGGGUUCCCUUCUGCACUUAGCGGGGAUCCGAUCGUGUUUGAAUAACAUCACCAAUCGGACGGCAAAGGGGCAGAAGGAGCAAAAGGACAAAGAAACCGCAAAAAAUUAGAGCAAAUCUUUUUGAUUUGUUUGAACUCGGAACUGUGUCUUUUACGCACGUCAGGUGAACUA
This is a messenger RNA of Nanorana parkeri, 1274 nucleotides long. Its product is annotated as forkhead box protein N3-like. Gene Ontology annotation, biological process: regulation of DNA-templated transcription. The coding region runs from base 1 to 1212 and encodes 403 amino acids. Gene Ontology annotation, molecular function: cis-regulatory region sequence-specific DNA binding; DNA-binding transcription factor activity. The transcript has 7 exons. NCBI's taxonomy places the organism in Eukaryota, Metazoa, Chordata, Amphibia, Anura, Dicroglossidae. Gene Ontology annotation, cellular component: nucleus. The record is from RefSeq and is a predicted model, not a curated record.